AUGUCGAGUAAUGCUGCGUAUGCGAUGCCGCAAGUGAAAACCACCUCCAAAGCCUCGAAAACUACCUUCCAUUUCGUAGCCGGUCUGUGCUCCGGCCUCACCUCCUCGAUACUUCUACAACCCGCCGAUCUCCUUAAGACUCGAGUUCAACAGUCCCACCAGACCGCUGCUCUUCUACCUACCCUGAAAGCCAUCCUCUCCUCUCCUCAUCCGAUCCGCGGGCUAUGGCGAGGCACGCUCCCAUCAGCUCUCCGCACGGGUUUCGGAUCCGCGCUAUAUUUCACCAGUCUCAACGCCCUACGACAGGGUGUAGCGCAGACGUCGACCCCCGUUUCUCCCCACGAUAACGGCAAAGGCACAGUGGUCUCGUCGUCAGCACUCCCCAAGCUCUCCAAUUCAGCCAACCUGGGUACGGGCGCCGCCGCUCGGGUAGCGGCAGGGUUUGUGAUGAUGCCGGUUACGGUGCUCAAGGUGCGAUACGAGUCGGAUUACUACGCAUACCGGAGUCUGUACGGCGCAGCGCGGGACAUUGUUCGUACAGAAGGGAUGCGGGGCUUAUUCUCCGGAUUUGGGGCCACGGCCGCACGAGAUGCGCCCUAUGCGGGGCUCUACGUGCUCAUUUAUGAACAGCUGAAGCGACGUCUCGCUUCGGUGGUGCAUCGGGGAAGUGCAGAUCAACAGUCAUCGAUGUCGCCCUCGUCAUCCUCGUCAAUUAACUUCGUCUCUGGAGGAUUGGCCGCUGGUCUGGGCACGACAAUCACUAAUCCUUUUGAUGCGGUCAAGACGCGGCUUCAGCUCAUGCCUGGUAAAUAUGGGAAUAUGAUGCGAGCGGUCCGCUUGAUGAUUCAUGAGGAUGGGGUGCGGAGCUUGUUUGGUGGUCUUGGCCUGCGCAUCACGAGAAAGGCGCUCAGCUCUGCGCUCGCUUGGACCGUAUAUGAAGAACUGAUCCUUCGUGCGGAGAAGCAUUGGGCUGCACAAGGUCAUGUCCAUGUAUAA
Molecule: messenger RNA, 996 nt
Organism: Aspergillus tanneri
Lineage: Eukaryota; Fungi; Ascomycota; Eurotiomycetes; Eurotiales; Aspergillaceae
Product: putative mitochondrial carrier protein
Exons: 2
Coding region: 1-996 (331 amino acids)
Biological process (GO): glycine import into mitochondrion
Cellular component (GO): mitochondrial inner membrane; mitochondrion
Molecular function (GO): glycine transmembrane transporter activity
Source: RefSeq, a predicted model, not a curated record